Messenger RNA from Hibiscus syriacus, 1109 nucleotides. Its product is annotated as ubiquinol-cytochrome-c reductase complex assembly factor 1. The record is from RefSeq and is a predicted model, not a curated record. NCBI's taxonomy places the organism in Eukaryota, Viridiplantae, Streptophyta, Magnoliopsida, Malvales, Malvaceae. The transcript is spliced from 7 exons. The coding region runs from base 29 to 871 and encodes 280 amino acids. Gene Ontology annotation, cellular component: mitochondrion. Gene Ontology annotation, biological process: mitochondrial respiratory chain complex III assembly.
AAGAAUCUGAUUUCGUUUGUCAAAAACGAUGCUGUCUCGAUGGAGCAGAGCUUUAACCCAUCUCUCAAAGCUACGAUCAUUCAGCUCCUUUGAGUCAGGCAAUGAUUUUAGUACGAUUCGUCGCCGAAGCUAUUCAGCUGUUGAUUCCAUCGACAAAUCUUUUCCUACCAAACCGUCGGUAAAUUUGGAUAAAAUGUUUAGGUCUAAGCCUUGUUCAUUGGCUUUACCCCCAGACUCUCCCCUUAGAGUGGAAGACCCAAAGUAUGAAGGCCUUAAGCGUAUUGUUCUCAAGAUGAUGCUUUUCUAUAGUAAACAAAGCAAGUCGAUUCGAGGGGCAAAUGUGAUAUAUAGGCGUGUCCUUUCCCAAGUUGAUAAACCUGCCAUAUUUGAAGUAUUUAACUUGGAGAAGACCUUCCAGACGACGUUUUCUCUGCUUGUACUUCACAUGUGGCUCUGUUUACGCCGGUUGAAAACUGAAGGAAAAGAGGGUGUUGAACUAGGACAAUACGUCUACGAGAUUUACAAUCAUGAUGUUGAGCUCAGAGUAUCUAAAGCUGGGGUGAACUUACUAUUGACGAAAUGGAUGAAAGAAUUGGAGAAGAUUUUCUAUGGAAAUAUUGUUGCUUAUGACGCUGCAUUGCUGCCAGAGGCUACAAAGGAGGAGCUAACAGAGGUUAUAUGGAGGAAUAUCUUUUCUGAUGAUGGUACAUCCAAGCCAAUUGGUGCUGCAUUACGUACAGUCCAGGCAAUGGAAAGGUAUGUUCGUCGUGAAGUCAGUUGCCUCUCAUUAACGGAUAAAUCAGCCAUGUUUUCUGGGAACUUCAUGUUCACCCCAUUGGAAGGUAGGUCACCGGAUCCAACAAAAAGGUAGAAAGAUGGAUGAAGCUGAUGUGAGAAUUCAAUUUUCCUGGGAAAUACUUGAAAGAAAGGAAGAAAGAAUGGUGGCUAAUGCUAAACUGAUAUGCUUGUAAAGGGCUUCAUAUCACAGUCAAAGUAACUGUUGGCCGGGAUUUAUUUAUUUCAUACAGCAAUAGGAGACUAGGAGUUAUGGAACCGGAAAUUGAUGUAUUCUUGUAGCAUUAAUUGCAAAUUAUGCAACAAAGUUUGAU